GCAAUAUUUAAUUGUUGCCAUGUAAUUUAGAUAACAGGAAUGUUAUUAUCAAAUACAAUGUGCAGAAAAGUAAGCUGAAUAGCCAAGUCUGUUCAGAACUUUGAAAUAUUUUUCAAAGUGCUCUCCCAUGCAUUUGAAAUCGGUUUGAGAUCAGUAUCUGCAGAGUUUAUUUGAACGAGCAGUUUUAACACUCACGGCUCAUGGUUCAGGUCAGCAAGAAAUCCAUUGCAUGUGCAUAAAUCUGCUCUUUUGGUUCCCCUUUGUUGCCUCCUGGAGGGAGAAGUUAGCAGUGGUUGAGCUCAUUAUUUUUUAAAAUAAUAUAUACUUGGCUAAUGCAAAUCCUAAAAAGUGAAAGUGUUUGAAGAAGGAUCCCGAACCGAGCUGCCUGACCCAUGGAGUUACCCUAGUAUUUUGCGUCCUUUUUUGUAAAUCAGCAUCUGUAGUUCCUUGUUUCCAUCUAAGAAAUUGUGUUAGGUUGGCUACUACAGCAGAACAUACAAUGAAGGUAAAAUCAUUAAUGAAGCAAUUAGUUCAUCUGAAAUCACUGCCCUGAAAAACAGCAGCAACAAUUGCCCGAGGGUUCCAAAAUCUCUGACAAUCAAGGCGAUUAAUCUGUGCAGUAGGAGACGUGGAGAAACUAAGAGAAACAUGAGAAAUCAGACAGAAGAAUGGAAGUCCAAAUAAAUUAUGAAAACAUUAAAAGCAAUAAUGGGGAGAGGUGACAUGCUAUGGAGAGUGUAUUGAGCAGACUGUAAAAUUGAAAGACAUAGGGGAUAGGAUAAAGAAGAAAAUGUUGGAGAAAUAAUUUCAGGAAUGGUUACCAUAAUUUUCUUUUCCUUCCUACAAACAUUAUUCAUUUGCCACCCAAAGACUUUACAUAUUUUAAAAUUAGGAUAUUCACAAUUGACAAUUAUAAUAUUAUUAAACUGAUGCCAGGAGACCAAUUUGUUUCUAAAGAUGAAGACUGCAACAAAACUGCACCCUUUCUGUUUAUUGCUUUGGUGGAAAAUGUAUAUGUGAUUGUCGAUUAGAAAAUAUUGAUGUACAGAGCGAUCUGGGUGUUGUACACAAGUUAGUGAAAACAAACACACAGAUGAGUGUUAAGAAAUAUGAAGUAGUUAGGAAGGCAAAUGAUAGUUAACAUAAAUGUUUCUUAAAAAUUGCAGAGUAAAAAGUAAACUACUGGAGAAACUCAGAAGGUCAGGCUGUAUUUGUCGUGGAACCGAUGAGCAUAGUCUUCAUUUCGAGAGCUUUUGAGUAGAGGUGCAAGGAUAUUUUACUACAACUGUGGGGGGGUGGGGGGGGGGGGGGGGGACUUUGGUGAAACAUUACCUCGAGUCUCGUUUGCAGUUUGUAAAUGGCAAAAUAAGUCUGAAGGGCCAAAUGGCCUUCUCGUGCUCUUAUUCUUUGUUUCUGCGUCGACUGUGGUUAUUUUACUUCUUUAAAUUGGUUCUGCUGUUCAUGUCUCUUCGUCGAUGCUAAUUUAAAUCUGACCGACACGGUCAAUUAUCAUGCGAUUUCCCGCUACUUUGAGGAAGCCAACAACAGGUUCCGGUCUCGAUACCAAUAGGAAAAUGCUUUACAGUUGCACAUGGUCAUGCACCAAAUUCACAAAAGCAGGAUUUUGCGUUACAAACGAAAGAUUGACAUAAACAGAACUAAAGGCGAUUAACUAGCUUGUAUAUUACACUCGGCAAACGAAUUAAAAUAAUCAAUAAAUGUUAUUGCAUUGGUUCAGCAAAGCGUAAGUGCAUUUUCCGUGGCUUGCAGCGAUGCAUGUUAUCGCCGUGUUAUAACGUUUAGUAAAUCGCUAUGGUUCCCAUGUGUUUGUUUUGUGAAAUCUAAAAGCGUGAUAGAGCUUUCUAUAUUUUCCUUGACUAUUUUCAGACGCGAUGUAGCUGUUUCACCAACAGGGUGCGAGGCUGGCUGCGAGCUGCCUGCAACGUACUGGAUGUGAAGAGUUUAAGUACGCGUCCAAGAGGCAGAUUAUGUUACCUUUUGUGAUCCGAACUGUUGACAUUCUCUGGGGCUAUGGGUUGCAGUGAUAAAAUGUGCCUUAUUCACUGUGUAACAGUGCACAAACCCAGCAGACAAAUUAUCAUCCCGUCUGCUUAUCAAACUGCCUGCAGGAGAAACAGUCUUUGUCAAACUCCACGUUUGUGUGGUACAGUUUUGUUCUGCUUUCAUGAGAUUAGCGACCUGUCAGAAUGCUUCGCGUUUGGUUAAUUUAAAUAUAUCCCAUUAAUCGACUGUCAGACGCUGACGUGCGACUGUAUUUGGAUGGUUCUCCAGGGGGAGGUUUAGAAGUAGGCGAUUCCAACUUUCAGCGCGACACAUUAGCGCUGUUCUCGCUGUAUCCCACGAAGAAGCAUUUCCCUCCAACUGCAAUUCCGAGGGUUAUUGCAAUGAUUUGUUUCACAUGUUCUGUUAUUUUACGAUAUAGCGAGGUAGUCGAUGCAAGUCGUUGAAUCCGGACAUUAACAAAAAGAGCGAGGAGUGUUGAACUUGUGUGGAAUAAGGUAUUGAAACCAUGGGGACGGAGCCCAGAAGCCCAGAUUCGAGUGAAACAGAUUAUUCGGACGAUCAGGAGCUGGUUGUGAACAUCGGCGGGGUCCGCCACGUACUGUAUGGGUAUGCGGUGAACCGUUACCCGGAGAGUCGGUUGGCAGAACUGAUGGACUGCACUGACAACGAAGCCAUCUCCUCUCUCUGCGACGACUACGACAAAAGCAAGAGAGAGUUCUACUUCGACCGAGACCCAGACUCCUUCAAGUGUGUGAUGGAACUGUACUAUUUCGGAGAAAUCCACAUUAAAAAAGGGAUUUGCCCCAUUUGUUUCAAAAAUGAACUAGACUUCUGGAAGAUCGACGUGGACUUUCUGGAUGAGUGUUGCAAAUGUCACCUGGGUGAGAAGAACGACGAGCUGGAGGAAAUUGCCCAACAAGUGAAGCUGAUCCUGGCCGACAGGGGGGAAUCGGCUGAUACCUGUUGGGGCAAAACUGAAAAAUUCCUCUGGAAACUGAUGGAAAAGCCGGAUUCGUCUUGUCCGGCCAGAGUGAUUGCCGUCUUAUCCUUCCUGUUUAUCCUGAUCUCCUCCGUGGUGAUGUGCAUGAGCACCAUACCCGAGCUCCAGGUGAUGGACGAGGAUGGGGACCUGGUGGAGCACCCAGCCAUGGACUCAAUCGAGACGGCGUGCAUCGGUUGGUUCACGGCCGAGUACAUCCUCCGGCUGCUCUCGGCGCCCCACAAGCUGAAGUUUGCGCUCGCUUUCAUGAACAUAAUCGACGUGCUGGCCAUUCUGCCUUUCUACGUCAGCCUGAUCCUCACCACGGUCGGGGCGACCCUGAUGGAGUUGACGAAUGUGCAGCAAGCCAUCCAGGCUCUCCGAAUCAUGCGGAUAGCACGAAUCUUUAAACUGGCGAGACACUCCAGCGGUCUCCAGACCCUCACCUACGCGCUGAAAAGGAGCUUUAAGGAACUGGGCUUGUUGCUCAUGUACUUGGCAAUUGGCAUUUUCGUGUUUGCGGCUUUAGGUUACACGAUGGAACAAAGCCACCCCGAAACGCUCUUUAAAAGUAUACCGCAGUCCUUCUGGUGGGCUAUCAUCACCAUGACCACCGUUGGAUAUGGGGAUAUCUACCCAAAGACAACUCUGGGGAAGAUCAAUGCGGCCGUCAGCUUUCUCUGUGGCAUCAUAGCCAUCGCCUUGCCUAUCCACCCUAUUAUUAAUAACUUUGUCAGAUAUUAUAAUAAACAGAAAGUAUUGGAAACAGCUGCAAAACACGAACUUGAAUUAAUGGAAUUGAAUGCCAAAGCCAGAGAGGCCGAAGAUUCCAGACGUCAACAUAUAGAUAUUGUGAUCACCAAAACAAGUAACCUCUCGCUCAAUAAGAGUAUUAACACUUACAGCGACGCUUUUACUCCACUUUUAGCAGAGGAAAAAUUGCAUCGAAAUAGGCUUCAGAGCUGCAAAUGAACUGAUAGUUCACUAUCGGUACAGACUGGGAAAUGUGCAAUUUUAUUAGGUGUACGGAAUGCCAAACGUAUCGUCUUAUCUCUCGUCAAACACUGAAAAAGCAGACGUUUAUGACUGUAUGCAUGAUACAAAAAUAUAAGAUACUGUCAUUGUUAUUUUCAGUUACAAUAAACCACACUUACCAUAAUGUUCAUUUGGCAUAGAUAAUGACAUUUUCAUUUUUUACAUUUUAGAAAAGAGUUGGUCAGUACAAAAGAGAGUUGGGUAUAUUUUAUGGGGUAUUUGUAACUUGAAUUGUUACAUAGAGCCAGGUAAAAUAAUAUUCCCCAGUUGAAGCCUAAGGACAAAACUAUUAGAAGUGGUUUAACACUGUGACUUACAUUUACAGGUUUUCAUAAUAAAUGAUACUGUGCCACAACCUCUUGUAUACAUGCCACAUGUAUUAUUUCUCAUAAUUGCGACAUGUGAAUUGUGGCAUUAGUUGAUCCUAAACAUUUUCAUGAGUAAUUUGUAAUUUCAUAAUAACAUGUCCUUAAUACUGUACCAAACAGGGCACAAGCUGCUACAAGAAUGAAAAAAAGAAUCAAAAUAAUGGAAACUAAAUUAGACC
Molecule: messenger RNA, 4586 nt
Organism: Amblyraja radiata (thorny skate)
Lineage: Eukaryota; Metazoa; Chordata; Chondrichthyes; Rajiformes; Rajidae
Product: potassium voltage-gated channel subfamily F member 1
Exons: 1
Coding region: 2531-3976 (481 amino acids)
Biological process (GO): action potential; protein homooligomerization; potassium ion transmembrane transport
Cellular component (GO): voltage-gated potassium channel complex; membrane
Molecular function (GO): voltage-gated potassium channel activity
Source: RefSeq, a predicted model, not a curated record